AGCUCAGGCUGCUCUGCAGGUUGGCGGAGAGGGGAGGAGGAGCGGAGCGAGAAGUAGGUUGCUAGCUCAGCACAGGCUCCUGCGCCGGCUCCGGGGCUGAGUUUGGGAGAUGUCUGAGAAGUGAAUUUUUUUCCCCCCCGAAGGCAAAUGGCUGGCGUGGAAGCACAACCCGCUUUCACUCUUCGGAUUUGUGCUUAGCUCUUUUCUUGCACCUUGAGACUCGUGACCAACAUGCUGUGAUGUGUGCCGAGGGAGGAAUUGUAAAGCUGGAGACCACAGGCUUGGAGUAAGAUCCUCAGGUGAGCAGGUCAAUAUAUUCACUGGGUUUUGACAGGUCAGCUACACAGCCUGGAUCUCACCACAGUUUGGACAUGGCUGAGGCUCUCCAAUGGGCCAGAUAUCACUGGCGACGGCUGAUUGGAGGUGCAACCAGGGAUGAUGAUUCGAGGCCAUAUAACUAUUCUUCAUUGCUUGCCUGUGGGUGCAAGUCCUCACAGUCCCCUAAACUGGCAGGAAGGCACCGGAUUGUUGUUCCCCACCUCCAACCCUUCAAGGAUGAGUAUGAGAAGUUCUCUGGAGCCUAUGUGAACAAUCGAAUACGAACAACAAAGUACACGCUUCUGAAUUUUGUGCCAAGAAAUUUAUUUGAACAAUUUCACAGAGCUGCCAAUUUAUAUUUCCUGUUCCUAGUUGUCCUGAACUGGGUACCUUUGGUAGAAGCCUUCCAAAAGGAAAUCACCAUGUUGCCUCUGGUGGUGGUCCUUACAAUUAUCGCAAUUAAAGAUGGCCUGGAAGAUUAUCGGAAAUACAAAAUUGAUAAACAGAUCAAUAAUUUAAUAACUAAAGUUUAUAGUAGGAAACAGAAAAAAUACAUUGACCGAUGCUGGAAAGACGUUACUGUUGGGGACUUUAUUCGCCUCUCCUGUAACGAGGUCAUCCCUGCAGACAUGGUACUACUCUUUUCCACUGAUCCAGAUGGAAUCUGUCACAUUGAGACUUCUGGUCUUGAUGGAGAGAGCAAUUUAAAACAGAGGCAGGUGGUUCGCGGAUAUGCAGAACAAGACUCUGAAGUUGAUCCGGAGAAGUUUUCCACUAGGAUAGAAUGUGAAAACCCAAACAAUGACCUCAGCAGAUUCCGAGGCUUCCUAGAACAUUCCAACAAAGAACGCGUGGGUCUCAGUAAAGAAAAUUUGUUGCUUAGAGGAUGCACCAUUAGAAACACAGAGGCUGUUGUGGGCAUUGUGGUUUAUGCAGGCCAUGAAACCAAAGCAAUGCUGAACAACAGUGGGCCACGGUAUAAACGCAGCAAAUUAGAAAGAAGAGCAAACACAGAUGUCCUCUGGUGUGUCAUGCUUCUGGUCAUAAUGUGCUUAACUGGCUCAGUGGGUCAUGGAAUCUGGUUGAGCAGGUAUGAAAAGAUGCAUUUUUUCAAUAACCCUGAACCCGAUAGACAUAUCAUAUCACCACUGUUGGCAGGAUUCUAUAUGUUUUGGACCAUGAUCAUUUUGUUACAGGUCUUGAUUCCCAUUUCUCUCUACGUUUCCAUCGAAAUUGUGAAGCUUGGACAAAUAUAUUUCAUUCAAAGUGAUAUGGAUUUCUACAAUGAGAAAACAGAUUCUACUGUUCAAUGCCGAGCCCUGAACAUUGCCGAGGAUCUGGGACAGAUUCAGUACCUCUUUUCUGAUAAGACAGGAACCCUCACUGAGAAUAAGAUGGUUUUUCGAAGAUGUAGUGUGGCAGGAUUUGAUUAUUGCCAUGAAGAAAAUGCCAAGAGGUUGGAGUCCUAUCAGGAAGCUGUCUCUGAAGAUGAAGAUUUUACAGACACACUCAGUGGUUCCCUCAGCAAUAUGGCAAAACUGAAAGCCCCCAGCUGCAGGACAGUUCAUAAUGGGCUUUUGGGAAAUAAGUCCUCAAAUCAACUUGCUGGGAGCUCUUUUACUCUAGGAAGUAGAGAAGGAGCCAGUGAAGUGCCUCAUUCCAGACAGGCUGCUUUCAGUAGCCCCAUCGAAACAGAUGUGGUACCAGACACCAGGCUUUUAGACAAAUUUAGUCAGAUUACACCUCGGCUCUUUAUGCCACUAGAUGAGACCAUCCAAAAUCCACUACUGGAAACUUUGUACAUCAUCGACUUCUUCAUCGCAUUGGCAAUUUGCAACACAGUAGUGGUUUCUGCUCCUAACCAACGCAGACAAAAGAUCAGGCACCCUUCACUGGGGGGGUUGCCCAUUAAGUCUUUGGAAGAGAUUAAAAGUCUUUUCCAGAGAUUGUCUGUCCGAAGAUCAAGUUCACCAGCGCUUAACAGUGGGAAAGAGCCAUCUUCUGGAGUUCCAAACGCCUUUGUGAGCAGACUCCCUCUCUUUAGUCGAAUAAAACCGGCUUCACCUGUGGAGGAAGAGGUCUCCCAGGUGUGUGAGAGCCCCCAGUGCUCCAGUAGCUCAGCUUGCUGCACAGAAACAGAGAAACAACACAGUGAUGCAGGCCUUCUGAAUGGCAAGGCAGAGUCCCUCCCUGGACAGCCAAUGGCCUGCAACCUGUGUUAUGAGGCUGAGAGCCCAGACGAAGCGGCCUUAGUGUAUGCUGCCAGGGCUUACCAGUGCACUUUACAGUCUCGGACACCAGAGCAGGUCAUGGUGGACUUUGCUGCUUUGGGACCAUUAACAUUUCAACUCCUACACAUCCUGCCAUUUGACUCAGUAAGAAAAAGAAUGUCUGUUGUGGUCCGGCACCCCCUUUCCAAUCAAGUUGUGGUGUAUACAAAGGGCGCUGAUUCUGUGAUCAUGGAGUUACUGUCAGUGGCUUCCCCAGAUGGAGCAAGUCCGGAAAAACAGCAGAUGAUAAUAAGGGAGAAAACCCAGAAGCACUUGGAUGACUAUGCCAAACAAGGACUUCGUACUUUAUGUAUAGCAAAGAAGGUCAUGAGUGACACUGAAUAUGCAGAGUGGCUGAGGAAUCAUUUUUUAGCUGAAACCAGCAUUGACAACAGGGAGGAAUUACUACUUGAAUCUGCCAUGAGGUUGGAGAACAAACUUACAUUACUUGGUGCUACUGGCAUUGAAGACCGUCUGCAGGAGGGAGUCCCUGAAUCUAUAGAAGCUCUUCACAAAGCGGGUAUCAAGAUUUGGAUGCUGACAGGGGACAAGCAGGAGACAGCUGUCAACAUAGCUUAUGCAUGCAAACUACUAGAGCCAGAUGACAAGCUUUUUAUCCUCAAUACCCAAAGUAAAGAUGCCUGUGGGAUGCUGAUGAGCACAAUUUUAAAAGAACUUCAGAAGAAAACUCAAGCCCUGCCAGAGCAAGUGUCAUUAAGUGUAGAUUUACAUCAGCCUCCUGUCCCCCAGGACUCCGGGUUACGAGCUGGACUCAUUAUCACUGGGAAGACUCUGGAGUUUGCUCUGCAAGAAAGUCUACAAAAGCAGUUCCUGGAACUGACAUCUUGGUGUCAAACUGUGGUCUGCUGCCGAGCCACACCUCUGCAGAAAAGUGAAGUGGUGAAAUUGGUCCGCAGCCAUCUCCGGGUGAUGACCCUCGCCAUUGGUGAUGGUGCCAAUGAUGUUAGCAUGAUACAAGUGGCAGACAUUGGAAUAGGAGUCUCAGGUCAAGAAGGCAUGCAGGCUGUGAUGGCCAGUGACUUUGCCGUUUCUCAGUUCAAACAUCUCAGCAAGCUCCUUCUUGUCCACGGACACUGGUGUUAUACACGGCUUUCCAACAUGAUUCUCUAUUUUUUCUAUAAGAAUGUGGCCUAUGUGAACCUCCUUUUCUGGUACCAGUUCUUUUGUGGAUUUUCAGGAACAUCUAUGACUGAUUACUGGGUUUUGAUCUUCUUCAACCUCCUCUUCACAUCUGCCCCUCCCGUCAUUUACGGUGUUUUGGAGAAAGACGUGUCUGCAGAGACCCUCAUGCAACUGCCUGAACUUUACAAAAGUGGUCAGAAAUCAGAGGCAUACUUACCCCGUACCUUCUGGAUCACCUUAUUGGAUGCUUUUUAUCAAAGCCUGGUCUGCUUCUUUGUGCCUUAUUUUACCUACCAGGGCUCAGAUAUUGACAUCUUUGCAUUUGGAAACCCCCUGAACACAGCUGCUCUGUUCAUCAUUCUCCUCCAUCUGAUCAUUGAAAGCAAGAGUUUGACUUGGAUUCACAUGCUGGUCAUCACUGGUAGCAUCUUGUCUUAUUUUUUAUUUGCCAUAGUUUUUGGAGCCAUGUGUGUAACUUGCAACCCACCAUCCAACCCCUACUGGAUUAUGCAGGAGCACAUGCUGGAUCCAGUAUUCUAUUUAGUUUGUAUCCUCACAACAUGCAUUGCUCUUCUGCCCAGGUUUGUAUACAGAGUUCUUCAGGGAUCCCUGUUUCCAUCUCCAAUUCUGAGAGCUAAGCACUUUGACAGACUAACUCCAGAGGAGAGGACUGAAGCUCUCAAGAAGUGGAGAGGGGCUGGAAAGAUGAAUCAAGUGACAUCAAACUAUGCUAACCAAUCAGCUGACAAGUCAGGAAGAAGACCCAUGCCUGGCCCUUCUACUGUAUUUGCAAUGAACUCAGCAACUUCCUGUGCUAUUGAGCAAGGAAACUUAUCUCUGUGUGAAACUGCUUUAGAUCAAGGCUACUCUGAAACUAAGGCCUUUGAGAUGGCUGGACCCUGCAAAGAUUAAGAAAGCUAGACACCCUCCUUGGAGUUGCAAGUAUUCUUUCAAGGUUGGAAGAGGGAUUUUGAAGAGAUAUCUCUCCAAGCAAGAAUGACUAGUUUUUCCAUAAGGGACAUGAGCAUUUUACUAGGCUUGGAAGAGCUGACAUGAUGACCAUUAUUGUAUGUUUGUAUAUACAUUUGUAAUAGAGGGCUAGAGUUUGACCUAGACAGAGUGUAAGGAAGUGAAAUAUUUAAUUCAGAACCAAAUGCUUUUGUAAAACUUUUUGGAUUUUGUAAAAGCAUUUUCAUUCUCUUAGAAAUUCAAAUAUUUUCAAGGGGAGUCAUUUGAGAUAUAUUUAUUUUACUAGGAGAUCUUAUAUUCUAGAGAAAUGCUUUAAAUGAUCAGGCUCCAAUCUGAAUUUUUUUAUUGAGAAAAAAGUAGUUUUUAAUGAAUUGGUUAGGACUCGGAGGAAAUACGGAAAAAACGUAGAUGGUUAAUUUACAAGUAAAAUCCCAAGAGCCUUUUAAACAAGGUACCUAAAAUAGGGUAUAAUUAUACUGCUUAAAAUACAAUUAGUGUCUAUGAAUAGCUUUUUAUUUUCUGUGGGAAGAUGCUUUAGGUCUUCUGACUGAAGAUGUAGGCAUUUCUCUCUGCUCAUUUCAGUGAUUUCCUGAGGUGGAGCCUUCAUUGGAAAGGGGAAAGAGGGAUUCUAGGGUUUCAUCAGGGACCAGGAAUGCAUUCCUCUCUCAGGUUCCAAUCAAGAGAAGACCUUUUAUGAGAUCUGCCUCUGUAUAGAUGUUGUCAGUUAGGAAACUGAAGCCAUAGAUCAGGCAGACAAACAGCCCAUUGGGCAAUUUCCUGUAUUUUAAAACUGACAAUAGCCUGAUCGAAGUGAUACAAUCAAUUUCAAAACAAUCUUCCAGAGGCCACUUGAAGGUUCAUAGUUUUUACAAUACCCUGAGACUUUUCAGGUGUUGGAGCCUCUAAAAUAUGAGAUAUAAACUGAAACUAAUACAGGUUAUUCUCUGGAGGUUUCUAUGAGGUUCUUAGAAAAAUUUGGUUUUAAAAUACAUUUGAGGACAGGAAUGUCUAUAGCAAGUUUACUGCUAUUGCAAAUCAUGUAUGCCGGCUUUAGUUGUAACAAACAAACUACUUUACGCUAAGUAAGGCCAGGUGCUACUAUAAAAUCAUAUAUUCCUGUUGAAGUUCUUUUGAAAUCCUUUCUCUAUUUAUUAUAUUUGAAAGUUGUCAGCCACCAAUCAUCCAGAAUUUCCUUCCUGAAUCUCCAUGCUCAUAUGCAACGUCUGCAUCAAGGUCUUCUUAAUGACUGUUAUUCUCAGGGUUUAGUUUUCUACCUUCUGCCUACUAUUUUGGUCUAACAUUUUUGUAGCCUUCUGUUUCUCUUGCAAAUAGUCUUUUACAUAAGCUGAUUUCUAGAACUUUCAAAAUCUCACAUAGUUAAUGGAAGUUGCUUUCUGCUUUUUAUAAAUAAACUAUUUCAUAGUUUUUAUAAAUAAACUAUUUCAUAAAUAAUGUAUACUGAAAAAUCAUCAUCACUCUUAUAAACAUUUGCCAAAUCCAACUGUAAUUAGUACCAGAACUUAGAAGGAAAGUCACAAAGCAUGCCUUUUACCAGAAUAUUGCUUUUGCCUUAUAUGGAAAAUCACUGAUGUCAUAUCAUUUAUUAUCCUCGCAGCAGUUGGCAUUCAUUCCCUGAGAUUGUUGUCUCCUGAUAAACAAUAAUUUAGAGGUAUGUUCACUUGUAAAUAAAAAGGUUAGCAUCUAAGGACAAAGAAUGAGCCAAAAACACUAAGGAAAAAGAUCAAUUUUCAGAAUUGAAUUAUCUGUACCUAUGAAUAGAGGAAAAUACUGAGUGCUAAUGUGAUAGGGUCACAAUCUUGUAUCCACAAUUCCAAAACCUCCAAACCUCUGAAAACUGAAAUAUUUUUAUAAAUUAGGCCUAAAUUCUAUGCCCUGAACAAAUGUAAAGCUAUUUAUGUACUUAAUGUAAUCAUUCAUAUACUUUGCUACAAAUAUAUUAUUUCAUUACUGAGUGCUAAACUGUAUUUCCUUUUAAAAUUUGGAAAAUUUUGAAUUCUAAAACACAUUUAGACCUUAACCUAAAGAGGCUGGGAUCUGUAUGAAGCUUUCAAAGGGUCACGUUUACAAGUCAAUAACUCUUUUACAUAAAGUUACCCAAGCUGAUGCGAUCUGGUGUCCAGUGUAUUUCACCAAAUUUGGGGGGGACCAAGUAUUAUAUCAUUGCUGUCAGUAGAUAAGAAAAUUGAUUAAUAGUAUACAUUUUGGGAUAUAAUCUUAUACAAAGGAUUUAUAAAAUAAUUGUAUUGGGUUCCCAAAAUGUACUCUAGACAUUAAAGAUCUGUGUGCCCUUACCAGGACGAAAGUUCCCACUGGACACUCAAUGGGUACUGUGAGACUAUUAGCAACCUCUAAUUUCAGACCAGUCAAGGAGCCACUGAUCCUCCAAAAUGAAAGAGCAUGAACCUGUGAGAGUGAGAGAUAAGCGAGGUGAACUGUGAUGGGUAAACAGGCUGCCAGCAUGCUGUUAGAGAGACAGAAACAAUUUCUUAGAACUUGCCACCCAUAUCCAUAAAAAAAGGUGAUUAGACCAUUUUAGUUGUAUUAAGAAUUAUUUAAACUAAGUAUAAUACGUGUAUUUCACUGAGCCUAAGUUGAGCGAGGCCAAAAGUUGAUACAUUGAAUAUGUACCUACAACAAAACUGACAAACGUUCUUGAACUUUCACAACAUUGUGACCGCAAUUCAGUUGCUAGAUUUCACACUCUCCUUAGGUUUAUACAAACUGCAGGACAGGAAAUGAAUAAUAUAGAAAUUGCUAAAACAACUUUUUGAAUUUCAAAUAUGUUUACACAUAGAAAAGAUACAAAAAUACAUGUAUAACAUUGCACGUAGUAUCUAUUUGGAAUGCUGAGGCAGUCCAGCUUGCUGGUGGAGGUUAGUAGGGAAUCCUAGUUGUUUAAAAGGCAAAAUGGAUGCCUAAUUAAAUUAAGUAUAUACGAAGAUUUGUGUUUUAAAGCUUUUUAGUGGGGAAAAAUACUUUUUACCACUAAUUGCUUCAGAAAUUGAGUUGUGUAAAGUGGCCUAGAGCUAAAAGUCACUUCUAAAAUUUUAAUGACCAACGAGAAGAAACCAGAUAUUAAACAUCUUUUGAGGAAAGUUACAAAAUGUUUUACUCCAUGCAAAGUUUUACUGUGCUCUAAAAUAUGCUUUUUAUGACUUUGUUGGUAUGGAUGAACACAAGAAAACUGAAAAGUAAAUUUAAGCGAGGGAUGCAAAUUAAUUUUCUUUUUAAAAAAUUGCAUCUCUCGUCUAAAUUCUCCUUUGCAAAGUUUAAUAUCCAGUUCUUUGCCACAUAAGUAAAACAAAAUAUUGUCCAUAAAUAUUGAUCUAGUUGUUGCAAUCUCAAUCAGCCAACUGAUAUAUCCUGAACAAACCCAGCUAUGAGGAAAGUUCUAUAGAGACUCUUCUAUAAAAUUAGAAUCUUGAUAUACAUCCAGAAUGGGGUCCUAUAAAGUCAAGUGUUAAUAUUGAUAUCUAAAUAACUCUGCAUUCAAUAUGUCUUGCUACCUAAAUGGAUGAUAUUGGUCUUUUAUUGCUGUCUUUCAUCAGUUCUCAGAAUGAUGCAAACAUUAGAAGGGUAAUAGUAAAUACUUCAAAUGUGUAAAUUAUCUUGGCUUUUAAUAAAUCAAAAGCAAGUCUCCAAUGUUACACUGAAAUUUACCACUAUGCACUGA
Chlorocebus sabaeus (green monkey) is the source of this 8394-nucleotide messenger RNA. The record is from RefSeq and is a predicted model, not a curated record. Lineage: Eukaryota; Metazoa; Chordata; Mammalia; Primates; Cercopithecidae.